GUCGUUUUAAAGCGGCUUGAAGUCCGUUAAAGCAGAAAGUUGUUUGCAAAGAGAGCGCGUGCACGUGUUAAAGCUAAAUAGGUUAACGCGGCUAAGUGGCUCCUUCAACCCGCUCAGGUGAGCUCUCUGCCCGGCCAUGUCGUCCCCCUCCUCCUCCUCCUCCUCCAGGCGCCAGUGGUGCUACCUGUGCGACCUGCCCAAGAUGCCGUGGACCGUGGUGUGGGACUUCAGCGAGGUGGUCUGCAGGGGCUGCGUGAACUACGAGGGAGCGAACCAGAUCGAGUUCCUGAUAGCGAGUGCCCGGCAGCUGAAACGGACCCACGGGAUGCAGGACGGGAGCGUCAGGUCGCCUGGUCCAUCGCCCAAUAAACACGGAUCAUCCGGCAGGGAGGCAGCCACGGACGGAGGUAGGCUGCACAUGGAGCGCUUCGAGCGGGGAGGAAGAGGAGAAAGCACCGUGUCUGCGAUCCGUGUGCCCCCCAACGGGCUGCACCGGGACCAGCCGCCUGCAGAGGUGAACCGCCAGAGCCCCAGUGGGAGCAGGAGACCCAUGCUGGGAGCCGCCAUCCCUCCUAGUCUAGUCACUCAGAGCAUUGCAGGGAUCCCACAUGGGCUACUCACGGGCAUGCCUGCAGGUCUGACCGCCAGAACAGCCCCCAUGAGCAACCCCAUGAUCUUCCCCGCCCCGGUGCUGGCGGAGAUGAGCCGCAGACAGCUGGGCAUCGGGAUGGGCAUAGCCCCCUUUAUCACCCCAGAGCUGGAGCGAGAGCUGUCCCAGAACCAGCCCAAGAUACAGACACAGAUCCACACGGCGGUGGCUGGCAGCAGCAGCAGCAGCAAUGCCAGCAAGAGUUCAGGCCUCCCUACCUCGUCCUCCACCCUGGCUGGGGGGGUGAGCCAGACCAGCCCCAAGCCGGCCUCGUCCCCAGCCAGGCAGUCUCGCCCCCUGACGGCCAGGUCCGGUGGGGAGCCCCUGGGGUCCAGCAGCUCAGCAGAGGCAGCCACCACGGCUGCAGCGUUGCCCCACAGCGGUGCCUCUGAGCUGGGGUCAGCAUCCGCCAGCAACACCCACUCGACUGGAAACACUCUGUCGUGCACCUUGUGUCACGAGAGGCUGGAGGACACACACUUUGUCCAGUGUCCAUCAGUGCCGGGACACAGGUUCUGCUUCCCCUGCACCAGAGUGUACAUCCAGAGCCGGCGGGGCGAGGGGGAGGUGUACUGCCCCAGUGGGGAGCGCUGUCCGCUGGACAACUCUCUCAACAGCCCCCCCUGGGCCUUCAUGCAGGGAGAGGUCUCCACCAUACUGGGCACCGCCGGAGCCGGAGCUGCUUCAGCGUCUGCACCUGGAGGCGGUAACGGGACCGGGCCUGGAGCCGGAGCUGCAGCAGGAGCUCCACCUGGGGCUGGGGGUGGAGGAGGAGGAGGAGGAGGAGGAGCUGCAGGAGGAGACGUCACGGUGAAGAAGGAGAGAGAGACGUGAUGAAGACUUCCAUGGAACCAAACUAGGAUCCAAAACAGCAACAGAGUCGUAUCACACACCCGGAGAUGUCUGCAUGGAGCUCUGAGAGAUCAGGGAGAGAAGCAACACAGCCACCCACAGUUCAGAAAAAACCUCCAUUACAAAGGUUUUGACUCCAAGUACUCGCACCACCCAAUUCUAUCUAUUAUCAGCCCUAAAAUUGCCUUUAAGAUGUACUGUUGGAAUCAAAUAUUCAGGGACAAUCUGCAGCUGAACACUGGCUACUUUUUAGAGAGUUAGUAGUAGUUGAAACAUCUAAUCCUGCCCAGAUUAGCACUACCAGCUAGCUACUGUUAGCAGCUGAAAAUAAACAGGAUAAACACAUAGACUACUACUACAACACAAACUGACACCACCUUUGUAUUAAAAAAAGCUGUAAUCGCAUAAAGAAUAUUCACACCACAACUUGAAUAUGCACCUUAACAAACAUUCAGUGCCAACAGUCUGAAAUGUCUCCAUUUCUCGAUAUAACCAUCAAUGUAUUAAUUAAUAUAUAAUAGGCUGCUAAUGGUAGCAUGUUAGCACACCAUGAUGUUUACACUGCCCUACAAAGUCUAACUGUAGUAGCUUCAUUUUUGGUCAGAAUUUAAUUAUAACUAAAAAUGAACUCCUUGAUGUCUGUUUUAUCUUGUGACAAAGUUUUAGAUUUAAAUUUUGCUUUAUUUCAAAGAAAAAAUGAUAUAUAAGCUACAAAAUCAAGCUCAAAACCAAGCAGUAAUUGUACUUACCAUGGUCUGCUUUGGAUAUAUAUAUACUAAUUUAAACAUAAAAAUAAUAGAAAUUAUACGUUUAUUUGAAAAGGAAAAUUAUUAUCUAGAUAGUGAUGAAGUAAAAAAGUGAGAUAAAAUUAUAUUAAGUCUAAAAUAUAACAUUUCUUUAUAAUAUUAAGUCUAAAAUACACAAAUCUUUGAAUAGAGUUGUUAAACACUUUUAAAUACAUUUAUAACAAAAUCAAUUUGAAAAUGUUUAUUCACUGAAAACAAAAUAUAAAAGCUGAAAGAAGACAACAACAUUACUAUUAGAACCUUUUACAGCAAAACCAGAGUGCAGUAACUAAAUUUUUGGGGUCAAAGGUCAAAUAAAUCAUCAUGAUUUUUGAGCAUAAAUAUAACAUCAUCAAUACAUGUAGAAAUAAGUGUCAUAUCACUUAUCUACCUAUAACCUAGGGCUGGGCGAUAUGGACCAAAAGUCAUAUCCCGUAUGUUAAGGCUGAAUAUCAAUAUACGAUAUAUAUCCUGAUAUUUUUAUCCCAAAGUGAGAGAAAAUGUUCAGUCAAAGCGAAAUAUGACAUGUAACAAGUAGUUUUAUUAAAGCCCUUUAUUUAAGUGAACAUAAACCCUGUAUAACAACAGGAGUACCUU
Centropristis striata (black sea bass) is the source of this 2883-nucleotide messenger RNA. It is a transcript of the gene irf2bp1, whose product is annotated as interferon regulatory factor 2 binding protein 1. Bases 137 to 1483 code for a protein of 448 amino acids. Gene Ontology annotation, cellular component: nucleus. Gene Ontology annotation, molecular function: transcription corepressor activity. Gene Ontology annotation, biological process: regulation of transcription by RNA polymerase II. The record is from RefSeq and is a predicted model, not a curated record. NCBI's taxonomy places the organism in Eukaryota, Metazoa, Chordata, Actinopteri, Perciformes, Serranidae. The transcript has 3 exons.